AUGGCCCAUUCUAUGGCCGACGCCACCGUCUUGGCUUGGUGCAGUGCAAGGGCGACAUUGGCUAGAAUAGCUGCAGGAAGUGCAUCCAUAAUUCCACCCAACGAGUCGUCGGAUACUCUCAGCUAUUCCAACACCAACUUCUUUGGUCUCCUAAAUUCUGAUGAUUAUGGGACUUGGUAUUGGACAAAUGGUAAAGUGACAGAUACUACAGCCUUCAACGCGAAGUUGGGGAGUCUGCUCAAGGAUCUGACUUCUCAAUCGACAACAGGGCCUUCAAGGUUCAUGUUCGCUAUGGGUAGCAUCCCGUACACCGAUCUACAGACGAUCAAUGGGCUGGUGCAGUGCACCGGGGACACCAGCCUCACUGAUUGCAAGCAGUGUUUGAACAGCACCAGGUCAAAGAUCCCAACGACUUGCAAAGACGCACACGGCUGCGAAAUUGCCACGGGAAGUUGCCGUGUGAGCUUUGAGGAGAGCAGAUGCGAUGGAUGGAGCAACACUCGACUUGGCUACUGUCAAAGCGCCACGGAUGAUUUUGCACUCAAAAAUAAGCUUAGAGAGGGAGGAUCCGGGCCAACAACCCUACCCGAUGGUCAAGAAACAGCUGUAAAGAGGCUGUCACGCAAUACAGGGCAUGGUCCGAAGCAAUUCGACAAUGAGGUGCUGACACUCACCAAACUUCAACACAGAAAUCUUGUCCGACUUUUAGGAGGCUUUAUGGAAGCUGAAGAGAAGAUACUCGUCUAUGAGUAUGUGCAGAACACAAGUCUCGACAAUUUUCCCUUUGGAGAGCCAAUGAAGCACAUGCAAUUGGAUUGGCCAGUACGUUUCAAGCUCAUAAAUGGAAUAGCCAGAGGGAUUUUAUAUCUUCAUGAAGAUUCAAGGCUUAGAAUUGUUCACAGGGAUCUGAAAGCAAGUAAUGUCUUAUUAGAUGAAGACACGAACCCCAAGACAUCAGACUUCGGCACUGCAAAGAUCUUCGACACAAACCAAACACAAGCCAAAACAUUUGAAUUGUGGGGACUCGGUAAAUUGGUUACUGGCUACCACAUCCCCAAUGGUGUGCGUCUCUUGGUCAACGUCUGGGCUACCAGCCGGGACCCGAGCAUAUGGACCAAUCCACUGGAGUUCCAGCCGGAGAGGUUCAUGUCUGGAUCCAAGUAUGAGCACAUAGAUGUAAAGGGGACUGAUUUGAAGUUAUAUCAUUCAGAGCAGGCCAAAGAAUUUGCCCUGGCAUGA
Nymphaea colorata (pocket water lily) is the source of this 1239-nucleotide messenger RNA. RefSeq lists its product as uncharacterized. Gene Ontology annotation, biological process: protein phosphorylation. The coding region runs from base 1 to 1239 and encodes 412 amino acids. The transcript is spliced from 6 exons. The record is from RefSeq and is a predicted model, not a curated record. Gene Ontology annotation, molecular function: oxidoreductase activity, acting on paired donors, with incorporation or reduction of molecular oxygen; protein kinase activity; heme binding. NCBI's taxonomy places the organism in Eukaryota, Viridiplantae, Streptophyta, Magnoliopsida, Nymphaeales, Nymphaeaceae.